Zootermopsis nevadensis is the source of this 5290-nucleotide messenger RNA. The record is from RefSeq and is a predicted model, not a curated record. Lineage: Eukaryota; Metazoa; Arthropoda; Insecta; Blattodea; Termopsidae.
GAUGUCAUUUCCGCACGAACUGCGCGCAACUGUUGCGCAGAAAACGUUUCGUCAACCAUAAAUUUCCUGGUGUACAGAUUCUGCUAGAAAGUGAAACGCUGUGAUCAAGAGAUAGGCUUUAAUAGCAAUAACAUCUGUGAUCGUCAUGUCGGUAUUGAAUCAGAGUGGAGAGGAGCAGGUUGAAUGCCCACUGUGCAUGGAACCACUUGAGGUUGAUGACCUCAAUUUCUUUCCCUGCACAUGUGGCUAUCAGAUAUGUCGUUUCUGCUGGCACCGAAUCCGGACAGAUGAAAAUGGUCUGUGUCCCGCUUGUCGUAAGGCAUAUCCAGAGAACCCGGCAGAUUUCAAGCCGCUAUCCCAGGAGGAAGUGGCUCGUCUGAAGGCAGAAAAGAGGCACAAAGACCAACAAAGAAAGCAGAAGAUCACGGAGAAUCGUAAACAUCUUGCCAAUGUCCGCGUCGUGCAACGAAAUCUUGUUUUUGUUGUUGGGCUUCCGAUGAGGCUGGCAGAUGCAGAGGUUCUGAAGAAACAUGAGUACUUUGGCAAGUUUGGCAAGAUACACAAAGUUGUCAUCAACCAGAGCACCUCCUAUGCUGGUUCUCAGGGACCGAGCGCAAGUGCUUACGUAACAUAUCACAAGGCGGAUGAUGCGUUGCGAGCGAUACAGGCAGUGAAUAAUAUCUCAGUUGAUGGGCGGACUGUUAAAACCUCUCUGGGAACAACAAAAUAUUGCUCUCAUUUCAUGAAGAACCAGCCAUGCCCCAAGCCAGACUGCAUGUACUUACAUGACCUGGGAGAUACAGAGGCAAGUUUUACGAAGGAGGAGAUGCAGCAAGGUAAACACCAAGAAUAUGAGAAGAAAUUGCAUGAACAGCUGCUCAAUACGUAUAACCACAGUUCUGUAAGCAGAGAUAGGAAACCAACGCCAUCGCCUCCAGCUGUUGCUUCCAGUAUUUCGAGCUGUCAGAAUGUGUAUCAGGGAAGUGGCCCUAGUGCAAGUUGUAGUGGUACCAGUUCAGGCUCAAAUUCCACAACUUGUGUUCAGGGCAGUCAGUCUUGUAAUAAGGAAGCGUGGCCUUCGCUGCAAACAGGUCUGACAGCUAAUAGCAACAGUAAUGGUAAUAAUUUUGGUUUAUCACCGGGUGGAAGUGGAAAUACCAGCUACAGUAACAGCAAUAAUAGUUCAAAAGUUGAAGUUAGUCAAAGAAGGCAAAGGUUUGAUCAGCAGCCAACAAAAGUUACUAAUAAUAUUCACAAGAAGAGGCAUUCGUCAGGAGAAGAGAAUAAAGGGUCUACAACAGACUGGCCAAUAAAUGGCCUUACUUUAACGCACAUGCCAGAUGUUCUGCCACCCGUUCACUCGUCAGAAGAUUGGCAAGCGGCGUUUGGUUUUUCCAACUCUACAAAUUCACUGAAUUCUCAACACCAGGAGAAUAACUGUAUUGUCGUCAUGUCUAACAACCAGCAAAUCCAGUCAGAUUCCUCUGGUCUAAGUUCAAAGGCAGAGAGUUGCAGUGUUGAUCAUGGUUUUGAUUCAAAUGAACAUCAGUCUCAGAAUUUCAAAAACAAUCUUGAGAGUAAAUCGUCUUUGGUAGAAGGUGUGGUUGCUCAUUCUGUAGGUGGGACUCAACAAAUGUUUCCACAUUCGCCACCGUUUGUUCACCAAGAUGCAACCAUAUUAAUGAUGCACCACCAUCAAUUCCCUGUUCCCAACCUCGUGAACCAUAUUGCAGGAUCACAACAUAUGAUUACGAAUGGACUACCACCUUCACAGGCAACCAGUAAAUUUCUUACAGAGUUUCAUUUGAGGCAGCAACAAAAUCAGAACUUAAUGCAGCAAGUAAGUUUGCAAUCUCAGCCACAUUCACACCUCCAUAAUCAUUCUACUGUUCAUGAUGACAAUUUUGUUGGCGAAAACAAAAGCAACUUAACAAAUAUGUCUUCCUCUGGGGGCAAAUUCAGCAUGUUAGGUGGUUCUGAUUUCAAUAUUUCAACAGGAAAUGGUGGGGGUGAGUGUAAAGUGAAUAGUGAAACUAAACUUCUUAACGGUGGAGACUUUGUAGACGGUGAUUUGGACAAUUCAGGUGAAGAAAAGUACCUUUCAGGUUUGCUUAACAAUCAGCAAAAGAAUAUGGAACCAAGUAUUGAGGUGCAGUACAAAAACAUGGACAGAAAUUCUGAGAAUGUUAUCACUGACCCACCAGAAAACAGCGAAGAAAUAUCCACAAAAGAUAGUGGUCGGUUAACAGAUGAUGACCUUGGAUUUGAUCCUUUCCACGAGACUCAAAAGGCCUUGGCAGAGAUGAUGGAGAAGGAGAGUAUGAUGCUUACGAUGCAAGACCAGCAGAACAAACAACAGCAUCCGCAUGGUUUCUUAAGUCAGGCGCAUCUUCAUAACCAGCACGGCACCAUGAGCCACUUGUCACAUCACCUUUACCAACUGAAUCACGUGAACCACUUCAACCAUCAGGUCCCACACACGUCUGUUUUUAGUGGCAGCAAACUUCUGGGUUCAUUCAGCAGUCACAGUCAGCAACACAUAAUGCCACAGCAGAAUCACAGGUUGCCUCCCAAUGUGCCUGGAUGUGCAAAAUUGUUGGAUGGUUUGGGACUCGGGCCUUCACAUGUAACGCCGAUGGGACCUUCGGCCCCUACAAGAACCCGAUUGCCACCUCCAGGUUUUACAACUGCUCCAAACCACAUGAAUGCUUUUGGUCUUGGUAUUCCAAGAGCACCAUCAAAUAACAGUAGCAAAAUUCUUCCCUUCAUGGGUCUUGGAAACAAUUCAUCAAAUAAUGGUUCCUCAUCUCCAAUUCCUCAAACCAUGUCCAGUCUCCCUAAUAAUUUUGUACACUCCACUUCAUUAAAUCCUCCACAGGGAACAAACCAGCAGUCGAUCUUAUUUCCUUCAAAUGGAAAUUAUAGUACUACAAAUAAUCACGCUUUUAGUCUGCAAAAUGGUGAUAUCAUCAACACUGGUGUUCCUAAGGCAGCAACUGAAUCUUUCACUGUGAAGGAGUGGCCUGAGAACUUGAGAUCUCUGCUGCCAAACUUGAAUAAUGGUUCACACAAUCAGGGUGUGCAAUUUGCAGGCACCAACACUCCUCCACCCCCUCCUGUUUUUGGUGCCCCUCACACACCCAUUCAAGGAAACACAGAAAAGGGUUGGAGUGGAGUUGGACCUUGCACAGAUUGGACAGCUCUGGACCCAGCAAUUGUAUCCAGUUCUCGCCCACAUAACUUCCUUGUAGCCACGUCCUCAACGAAUCACCACCCACCCGUCAAUCCAUCUGCAAAUCCUGGUCUUCAUCUUAUACACAAUACAAAUACAAUCCUUCAGCAUCAUAAACUACCUGUGGACCAGCAGAACACAGCCAUGUCAAGUGCAAACCCGCCAUCAGCAUCUGUAGUCAUGCCACAUCUGAAUCAGUUUCAACAUAAUAAUGUAGGUCACUGGUUGAGGUCAUUAUCAUCCGAAGAAAGUGGUUGUGUUUUCUACAGCUCAAAUGUUCUGGGUGGUAGCUCAGCGGAUUGGGCUGCCGGCGGUAAUCAUUCGGGCAACGAAAACGGACAGCAGCAACAGAAUCAUGUUUUCUACAGCUCAGAUGUUAUUGGUGGUGGCUCAGCGGAUUGGGCUGGCACCAGUAAUCAUUUGGGCAGUGUGAGUGGACAGCAGCAACAGAAUCAUGUGGUUGGAUCAGCGAACUCAGGUUCAGUAAUGAUGACAGCGCCACCGCCGCCUGGUUUCUCUUCUAUGAGGCUUGCAGCCAUACAGCAGACGUCAGCCACUGCCAACUGUAUACAGAAGAAGCAGAGCUCUGUGGUAAACACAGAAAUUGGGAACACUGAAAUUUCAGAUGCCAAUCAGACAGAAGGUGGAAGCAAGGAAGAGGACAGAAUUGAAGACUUGAGAUGAUGGAAGUCAGAGAGCAAGGAACUGACAAGGCACUGUAAAAUUAAGGAUCUAUAAUCAGACUCCCACAGAAGUAAAUUUCAACACCAGCUCCCUUCUAGGAGUAACAUACGAAAAUGGUACGAAAAUUAUGUAAUAAAAUAAUUGGUUUUCCAAUACUUUUCUUCGUAAAAAAACUUAUAUCAGCAGCCUGACUACUACUACUAAUUUAAUGUAAAUGUGUAUCAGUUUAUAUUUCUUAAUGCUUUUAAGCAGAAAGAAAUUGAUGAAGCUGGCACUGAGCCGAUACUAUUGAUUGACUUUGCAUUUUCUUUAAUAUACAUUUAAAACAGUAACUAUACAUUUGCAGAACCAUUUAAUUUGUGAUAAUGGUUCACUGAACUUAAAAUCUGUCUUUAUGCAGUAACAGAGGGAAUAAGAAGGAGACAGUGUACUUGAAGUUUUUUUUUUUUUUUGUGGGGGGGGGGGGCGUGAAAUUGUCAGAUAUUGAUAUAAGUUAUUUUGCUUAUUUUGUCAUGUGGCAGGUAUUGUAUGUGGAUGUGGUUCUAAAAAGCCUACAAUUUAACUUAUUUUUGUAUGUAUUUUGGUAUGGCUUUUUGGGAAAUACUCAAGUUUUCUUUUGUCAGAAUUGGAUUAGAAUUUUGAGUGAUUCAAAUACUGAAGAGAACUGAGUAUAGGGUACACUGACAAUGUAAUAAAUGAAAUGUGGAUUCCAAAGGAAUUUUGUUCCAUCCUGGCAUAAAACUUUAUUUCAUAUAUAGAAGUAUGGCAGACUAACAGUAAUAUCUAAGGACAAGAUAAGACAUCAGAAGCAUUUUCUUCUUAUGAAAUUUGUUUAUCAAAACAUUGAGAUCAUUGAUUUAUUGUGUCAGAAGUACUUUUUUAUUUUAUUCCUCUGCCAUCUAAUAUGUACUUCUGUUUACUGAAUGGUGCUGGUUUUUUCAUUACUUAUGCUUAAAAGUGAAAUGUUUUGAUAUCAUUAUUUUGCAAUAGUUAUUUGAGGUCAGAGGUGAUGACCUACAGGAAACUUGUGUAUUGAAUUUCAGUGAUGCUAUUUUUUUCUGCAUGUUGCAAAUAACUGGUCAUUUUCGUUUUUAAAUAAUGAGUGUCCUGUUGUGUUGCAUAUGUGACUGGGAUGCUCGAUGGGAUUUCAGAACUCUACAUGUAUGAAAGCUGCAAGUUAUGGUCCAUUUCAGAUAUAUAAAGGUAAUAUGUGCUCUGCUUCCUUAAAGUGUAGGUUAUCAAUUUGCCCCAUAAUUUUUCUCUAGACUACAGGGAAAAUGUAAACGUAAGAAAGAGGUGAAUAAAGAGAAACUAUGUUGGUUUUCCCUAUGUAUAAAAGAAAUGAACGAAAAUAAACACGAAGUUUAAAGUCAG